AUGCCCGCCCCCAUCGCCCUAAUCCUCGGCUCAGGCCCCCGAAUCGGCUCCUCCGUCGCCGCAACCUUCGCCGCAAAGGGCUACAAAGUCGCAACGGCCUCGCGCAGCGGCAGCGGCAACAACACCCCCGAGGGCAUCCUCUCCCUAACCGCCGACUUCGCCGACCCGUCCUCAAUACCGCGCAUCUUCGAGUCCGUGCGCGCGACAUUCGGCGCAGCCCCCGCGGUGGUCGUAUACAACGCGUACCGCCUGACCGAGCCAGCAGAGGGUGCCGGCGUGCUGUCGAUCUCAGCGGACGACUUCGUGCGCGAUCUGAAUGUGAAUACGGUCAGCGCGUAUGUGGCGGCGCAGAAGGCUGUCGAGGGGUGGGAGGCGCUCUCCGCUGAGGAAGGCGUCAAGAAGACGUUUAUUUACACGGGGAACGCGCUGAAUACGGUUGUUGCGCCGGUGGCGGGGUGGUUGGAUCUUGGGGUCGGGAAGUCGGCUAGUGCGUAUUGGGUUGGCGCUGCUGAUGCGUUGUAUCGCGAGAAGGGGUAUAGAUUCUUCUACGCCGACGAGCGCCUUGAUUCGGGCGAGGCAAAGGGGUAUGAAAUUGACGGGCCUGCUCAUGCUGAGUUCUUUGCCCAGCUGGCGAGCCAUGAGGGCGAGGUGCCCUGGCUUGCGACGUUUGUGAAGGAUAAGGGGUAUGUCAAGUUCGACUCGAGCGUAUUAGGCUAG
This is a messenger RNA of Aspergillus mulundensis, 717 nucleotides long. RefSeq lists its product as uncharacterized. The record is from RefSeq and is a predicted model, not a curated record. Bases 1 to 717 code for a protein of 238 amino acids. The transcript has 2 exons. Lineage: Eukaryota; Fungi; Ascomycota; Eurotiomycetes; Eurotiales; Aspergillaceae.